UACUUUGCAAGGGUCUAGUCUGAAGGAGAGAGUGAGGCUGGUCAUGUGUCAUGGAACUCCAUCAUAGUUUUACUUCGUAAAUUCUGCAAGGACGAGAUCUAAUAAAGAGGAGCAAGUCACCUCUCUUUUCCAGCCCAAUCUGCUACCAGAGGAGACAGUAUGGAAGCUACUGCAAAAUUUGACUUCAAUGCAACAGGAGAGGAUGAACUGAGUUUCCGGGCUGGGGAUGUUCUGAAGAUUUUAAGCUCUAAGGAAGAGUGGUACAAGGCUGAGCUGAAUGGUUAUGAAGGAUAUGUCCCAAAGAAUUUCAUAGAUUUUCACAGUCCCAGCUGGUUCCAUGAAGACGUAUCCCGCCACAAGGCAGAGAAUAUGCUCAGGGGGAACAAAGUGGGUUCCUUCAUCGUCCGAGGUACUCAAAACCGUCCAGGCGACUUCUCCAUCUCUGUCAGACAUGAAGAGAACGUACAACACUUUAAAGUGAUGAGGGACCCAAAGGGCAACUACUUUUUGUGGAGCGAAAAGUUCCUGUCACUAAAUAAACUUGUGGAAUUCUACAAGACUUCUUCCAUCUCCAGACAUGCGCAGAUCUUCCUGCGGGAUGAGACCCAGAAAGAACAGCAGGUAAAUCUCAAGGAGCUCUGUUUUUACCGAGCCAGGGUGAAUGAGUACAUAUGAAGCAGAAGCAUGUAAUUAGGCGUCCUAAUGGACUUUUUCCAUGAGACAAACUUGUGCCCAAUCCCACCUUUUCUUUUCUUUUUUGUUAGCUUUAAUGUUAUAAAAAUCAAUUGAUUUUCGUAGAGACAUUUAUAAGUGAACCAGGAAGUGAACUUUCCAGACCAAGCAAUGUAGUAAAAUUCAUGAAAUUUGACGAUGAGCAUGACUGGGAAUUGCCCCUCUGGGACGGCUUGCCUAAAAAUAAAGGUCUUCAAUGGAAUAGAAGGUGGGGACUAUGGUGGAACUAUGGGAAGAGCAUUCAUGCUGGUUCAUUGAAAGGAUACAC
Podarcis muralis (Common wall lizard) is the source of this 1000-nucleotide messenger RNA. NCBI's taxonomy places the organism in Eukaryota, Metazoa, Chordata, Lepidosauria, Squamata, Lacertidae. The record is from RefSeq and is a predicted model, not a curated record.